Molecule: messenger RNA, 216 nt
Organism: Zymoseptoria tritici IPO323
Lineage: Eukaryota; Fungi; Ascomycota; Dothideomycetes; Mycosphaerellales; Mycosphaerellaceae
Exons: 1
Biological process (GO): regulation of DNA-templated transcription
Molecular function (GO): RNA polymerase II cis-regulatory region sequence-specific DNA binding; DNA-binding transcription factor activity, RNA polymerase II-specific
Source: RefSeq, a predicted model, not a curated record
CCAUAUUGCUCGACCGAUUUCACGCGACACCACAACUUGAAGAGUCAUCUCUUGACGCACAGCCAGGAGAAGCCAUACGUUUGUCAAACAUGUCAAGCACGCUUCCGUCGACUACACGAUUUGAAGAGACAUACCAAGUUACAUACUGGUGAAAGGCCACACAAAUGUGACAAGUGUGGACGGCAGUUCGCUCGUGGUGAUGCACUGGCACGGCAU